AGAGAGAGACCAUUCAUCCAUAAAGAGGAUAUAUUCCCACCAAGAGCCUUGUCACUUGGACAAUACCAAGCUUGCCCAGCAUCCAUAUACCCAAAACGGGGUUCGCAAAAUUAAAUAUUAUCGCUUUCGGCCAUUGAGCAUCGUGCUUCAAAGCGAAAUUUGCAAAAACAGUGCGAUCAGCCCAGCCUGAGGAUACCGAAAAGGGAAAUCGUUACUGUUUCGAGGCUUCCUUCCGCAUCCGCCGAUCGAUCUGCGGAGGUACAGUGGAGAUACUUCAUAAUUAUUUCUCCUCGGUUUUCUCUUGGUUGUAAGCUUGGAUUACGUCGGCUGAAAAAGGUUGUGAGGGGAUAUCACAUCAUUCUUGAGCACAACGUUCCCCACCCCUGAUCAGAAAGCCAGUUGGAGGGGGAAACAUUUAUAUACAAAAGCCAUGGCCGACUCUCAGGAUUCUAAACUUGCCGUUGGACCCAAUCCUUCUCCUAAUCGACACUCCAGGAAGAAAUGGUUGAUCAUACUCGCUGCCGCAUUCUUGGUCAUUGCGAUUGGACUGGGGGUAGGUUUGGGUGUUGGUCUGACCAGGAAUGGUGGUAGUGAUGAUGGUGAUAACGACUCCGGACCUACGCCUACAUCGUCUCCGCUUCCAACACCAACAUCGCGAUUGGCUUGGAGGCCAAAGGUCAAUGAUACCUGGCAGAUCAUGCUUCUGCAUCCACCAUCCCUUAAUGCUGAUGCUGCUUCUGUAACUCCGGACGUGGACAUCUUCGAUAUCGAUCUUUUCGACACAACCAAAGAGACCAUCCAUACGCUACACAAGCUGGGGAAGAAAGUGAUAUGCUAUUUUAGUGGAGGGAGCUAUGAGCCAUAUCGACCGGAUAGCGCCGAAUUCGAGAAGAACGACAUUGGUGCAGACCUUCAGGGCUGGCCAGGAGAGAAAUGGAUCAAGUUGGGCAGCGAAAAUGUGAGGAGAAUCAUGAAGGGUAGGGUGGAGUUGGCCCACCACAAAGGAUGUGACGGCGUAGACCCCGACAAUGUUGACGGCUUCCAAAAUGAGAAUGGGCUCUCCCUGACAGCGGACGAUUCUAUCUCGUUCAUGUCCUACCUGUCCAACAUCACUUCGCCUCUAAACCUUACCCUAGGCCUCAAGAACGCCGGCGACAUCAUUAAGAACGUUCUCCCGAUCGUACAUUUCUCAGUAAACGAACAAUGCGUGGAACACUCUGAGUGUUCGACCUUCGCAGCCUUCAUUCAAGAUGACAAACCCGUUUUCCAUAUCGAGUAUCCGGACGGGGCAGGAAAGGAAGGACUGAGGGCGAACACGGUAAACAAAUAUUGCUCAAGAGAAGGAGAUGCGCGAGGAAGUGAUCAGUUCAGCACAGUGCUCAAGACCAUGGACUUGAACGGUUGGGUGGAGACCUGUGAUGGCACGGUGAUGACUACGACUAUGAACGAAACAAGUCCGAACCAUUAAAUUCAUCCUACAAAAGUCUAUUCCACCGAAAGUAAAUUUUCCAACCGAGUUUGACCAGGCAGUAUGAUGGAUCUGAUGCCUCCGGCGGGUGUUUACAGAUGAACCCGGAAUCGGAGCGAUCGAAAGGCAACGGUUGCCGCUCUUCGGAAACAGAGCACGGUAGAAAGAUGACGCAGCCUCAUC
Aaosphaeria arxii CBS 175.79 is the source of this 1651-nucleotide messenger RNA. RefSeq names its product glycoside hydrolase family 114 protein. The coding region runs from base 431 to 1468 and encodes 345 amino acids. The transcript is spliced from 2 exons. Lineage: Eukaryota; Fungi; Ascomycota; Dothideomycetes; Pleosporales. The record is from RefSeq and is a predicted model, not a curated record.